Messenger RNA from Heterobilharzia americana, 5529 nucleotides. The record is from the annotation of a GenBank genome assembly. Lineage: Eukaryota; Metazoa; Platyhelminthes; Trematoda; Strigeidida; Schistosomatidae.
AUGUUUUUGGUCAGGUCUAUUGAAAAAAUCGCUAACGAACGGGAAACCCGCAAAUCUCAAAAUCUGUCCGUCAAGAAAGCGUGCGAGGAAGCUCUUGCCUUAUUAAAAGACCAACCACAGGUGUUAGCUAACAGUAAUCUUCCACCAGCUAAUGAAUCUAGUACACACUUGCCUCCACUAAAGUCAGAUUGUGGUAUACUGUUGAGUGAUGAAAGACUUCUUCGUCCCUUUCAACUAGCAUGCACAAUGAAGUCACCGAAAAUCGUUAGUACAGCAGUUGAUUCAUUACAAAAGUUAAUUGCCUACGGUCAUAUUUCGAACACAGCUGUUUGCUCUUCUGGAAAAGUUCGCAUAAUCGAGCAGGUUGUUACGACAAUUUGUUCAUGUUUCCAGGGUGUACAAACUGAUGAUGGGAUUCAGCUACAAAUUUUAAAGGCACUCCUAACUGUUAUAACAAGUUCGGUAGUUGAAAUUCAUGAAGCUGAUAUCCUUCUGGUUGUAAGAACUUGUUAUAACAUUUUUAUGGCUACGAAAAAUCAGAUCAAUCAAGCAACAGCUCGUGCAACACUCACACAAAUUAUUAGUGUAUUAUUUCAACGGAUGGAACAAAAUGCAUUUGAAGCAGCAGUUGCAAUGAGUUCACACUUUUGCACCACUCUUGACUCUAACCUGGACAACAACCGAGACAAAGGUAAACGGUUAUCUACUGACAACUUAUCACAAAUAUCAUCGGAAAACAAAGGGGAUUUUCAAAUAGGAGAAAAUCAUAGUGACGAAAAGUUAUUGAAUGGUGAUGCCCAUGACAAAACUUAUGUUUCUUCAGACAGUGUGAUUGAUGGCGAUGACGCUGGUAUACCUACGAGAAAAGAAUACACUAAUUUCGAACUAAAAGUAUGUAAAAUUGUUAAAGAUAUUUUGGAAGAAAUAAUCGAAAAAGUUGCGUUGGAUAAUCAUAAUUAUGAUAAUGAAAGAGAUCAUUCAUCUGUAUCCGUUCAACUGCCAAACUCUGAAUCUUUAUCUGAUAUGCGGAAGUCCUCUGUACAUUCUUCGUCUCGUUCUUCUUCCUCACUUUCUGUUUCAGUGAGUACGAAUGUAAACCAAGAAUGGCCGGCUGGUGUUACUCCUACAGGUAUUGACGUUACUGCAGCCGAGUCUGAUUUAAAAGAGCGUAAUGCUGUAUCGUUAAUAGAUAAUAAUUCCGAGGUUGUCACUUCAGCGCAUAUCACACAAAAAGAUGCAUUUCUUGUUUUUCGCAGUUUAUGUCGUUUAGCAGUCAAAGAUUUUACGAGUUCUGAUUCAAAUGAUACAAAGUCGCAUGCAGUCCGGUCGAAAUCUUUAUCUUUGCAGCUAUUACUCAACUUACUACAACAACCUGGUCCAUUAUUUUCAACAAGUGAAAUAUUUAUUGCUGCUAUUAAACAAUAUCUAUGUGUUGCUUUAUUUAAAAAUGGUACCUCACCAAUUGUAGAAGUAUUCGAGUUGUCUGUUGCUAUUUUUCUUGCCCUUUUGACACAUUUCAAGCCACAUUUAAAACGCCAGAUUGAAGUAUUCUUCAAAGAUGUUCUUCUAUUCAUCUUAGAGUCACCAAAGUCAUCCUAUGGACAUAAACUGAUUGUCAUUGAUGCAUUGAAACGUAUAUGUGGUGAUGCCCAAUGCUUAGUUGAUAUUUACCUUAAUUAUGAUUGUGAUCUAAGCAUGGCUAACAUAUUUGAACGAUUGACAACAAACCUAGCUAAAAUCGCUCAGGGACGUCAUUCAACAACAGAACAUGGUAAUCAUAAUACGUCGUCAUCGUCAAACCAGCAGCAUCAACAACAACAAGUUCUACGAUCAAGUGGUUUGGAAUGUUUAGUGCUGAUUUUACGUUGCAUGACUGAAUGGUCACAGGAGCUUUAUAUUAAUCCGGAAUCUCAAUCUUUUUUGGGUUCUGAACCACCAGUUUUGACUAAUGGUGGUAAUAGUAUUAACUCAAUGGAGAAUUCUACUCUGGAUGCUAAUUCUAAUAUGAAUUUGUUGGGUGUAAAUAAACCUUACGAUGACCCAGAGGCGUUCGAAUCUCGUAAGGCACAAAAAGAAAUCUAUGAGUCUGGUAUAGCACUAUUCAAUCAGAACCAAACACUUCGUUGUUUAAGAUUGCUUCAGGAAAAUGGAUUGGUUGGGGAAUCAGUUGAAUCAGUGGCACAGUUCCUUUUAAUUGAAGAACGUCUAUCCAAAUCACGCGUUGGCGAUUUUCUGGGUGAAAAUGAACCGUAUAACUUACGUGUUAUCUAUGAGGGAAUUCUUGUCGGAUUUCGUCUACCUGGAGAAGCACAAAAAAUUGAUCGAAUUAUGGAAAAAUUCGCCGCGCGUUACUAUGCUUGCAAUUCAACCAAUGAUUUAUUUGUUUCAGCAGAUACCGCUUAUGUCUUGGCUUUUUCAAUUAUUAUGCUGACGACAGAUUUACAUAGUUCUCAAAUUAAAGCACACCAUCGUAUGAGUAAGGAGGAUUAUAUACGUAUGAAUCGUGGUAUUAAUGAUAGUCAAGAUUUGCCCGAAUCUUAUUUAGCUCAAAUUUAUGACGAGAUUGCAAAUGCUGGAUUAAAACUAAAGACGGAAGACAAUGUGACUAAACUCAGCCAAGGUGCUACAUCGAAUGAACUCAGUCCUAAACUGGAUGGUCGACGGCAAGCAGGAGAUGGUGAAGUUUUGGGGGAUUCUGUUACAUCUGGUUCAUCUGAGUUUACUUGUGCGACACAUUGUGAACAUGUUCGACCAAUGUUUAAAUUGGCGUGGACCCCUUUCUUGGCUGCAUUCAGUGUUGGAUUGCAGGACUGUGAUGCUUUAGAUGUUAACCAUCUAUGUUUAGAAGGAAUUCGAUAUGCUAUACGCAUAGCUUGUAUAUUUCAUAUGGAAUUGGAAAGAGAUGCAUAUGUGCAAGCACUGGCACGAUUUACCCUGUUGUUAACAACUUCUCAUGUAAAUCCUACUUCAAGUGGUAAUUCAUCAAUUAUGGGUGGGAUUAGCCAUCAAAGUGCUAAUUCUCGACGUUCUCGAUCAGAAAGAGUCAAUAUGAAUUCUUUUUCUGGCACGAAUGCUGUCUAUUCGAGCACAGCAGGUUCAAAUGUUAUGAAUUCAACUUUGUCGACUCCAGAAGCUAUGAAACAAAAGAAUAUUGAUACAAUACGUACAUUAAUUACGGUUGCUCAAACUGAUGGCAAUUAUUUAGGACAUGCUUGGUUGGAAAUACUAAGAUGUAUUUCUCAACUGGAAUCAGCACACUUAAUCACUCAUGCUGUUUCAUCCACGAAUGGAUUGAAUGCAAGUGGUACACACUUUGUGUCUCGUUCAACAACGUACAAUUCAUAUAGUACUUCUUAUAGUCAAAAUAUGAAUGGAACAACUGUCGGUAAUCCCUUUCCAUCAGAAGGCGGUUUCAUGAAGUCAAACAGUAUUAUAUCACCUACUCCAUCGGUUACAUCAAAUCAUAUUAUGGCGUCUAAUUUGAAUGAACCAGUAGCUCCUGGGAGCUGCCGUUUUACAAGAAGUGAUGGUGAGACUGGAUCACAGAGUGUUGUAGUUGCUGUAGACAAAAUCUUCACCGGAUCAAUUCGUUUGGAUGGUGAUGCUAUCGUGGAAUUUGUAAAAGCCCUAUGCCAAGUCAGCCAAGAAGAGUUAAAUCUUCCUCAACCAAGGACAUUUUCGUUACAAAAAGUUGUUGAAAUCUCCUAUUACAAUAUGGGUCGUAUUCGAUUACAAUGGUCACGUAUAUGGGAACAUAUUGGUAGUCAUUUUACUACAGCCGGACGAUCAGUUGACGAAGAUGUUGCUGAAUUUGUAAUCGAUUCUUUACGUCAGUUAUCUGUAAAAUUAAUAGAAAAAGGUGAAUUGCCUAAUUUCCACUUUCAGAAAGAAUUCCUGCGCCCUUUUGUGAAUAUAUUAGAAGCUGAAUCCAAUGUGAGUCAAAAAGUUCAAGAUAUGAUAGUUCGUUGCGUUUAUCAAUUGGUACAUUCACAAUAUGCAAACAUACGAUCUGGAUGGACUAAUAUAUUCGCUGUCCUCCAUUCAGUAGCUUCUUCUAUAAAUGAAUCGAUUGUUGAUAUGGCAUUUGAAACUUGUCAUUUUACUGUGAAAGAUGUUUUCAAAGAACAUUUGCAUAUUGUGGUGGAUGCUUUUCAGCCUUUGGUAAAAGCACUCGCCGAAUUUUCGUGCAAUCCACGAUUUCCUGAUACAGCUAUGGAAAGUAUUCGAUUAAUUCGUAUUUGUGCACGAAUAGUUGCAGAGCAGGGAUCAGUGUUCACAGGUGUACAAAAUUCGGAGUUAUCUGUGGGCAAUUCAAUAGAAUCUUUUGUUUCUGAACCGAAAUAUACCAUCCAUACAUAUUCAUUACCUGAAGAUGAUCAGAUUUGGUUAAGAGGUUGGAUGCCUGUUCUGUGCGAGUUGUUUCGUGUAAUCAAUGGUUGUAAACUAGAUGUACGUACACGUGGUCUUACUGUAUUUUUUGAUAUAUUAAAAUCACAUGGCAACCAGUUUAAACCACUGUGGUGGCGUGAAACAUUUGCUGUUAUCUUCCGAGUUUUUCAUCAUUUCCGUAUUCCUUCAGUAUCAUCAGAAUUCGGCAAUACACCAAGUGGAUUAGAGUUAGAGACAACAAAUCAUCACUCUUCAAUAUCCUCAUCAACACCUGGACCUAAUGCCCAGCUGACUGCCAACGGUAUUCACCAUCAGACUCUUUCAAAUAUGGAACGCACUGAAUGGAUGAAUACUACUUGUAAUCAUGCAUUAUUUUCUGUUGUGGAUAUAUUUACCCAGUUUUAUGACGUGCUACAUGAUAUAUUAUUAGAUGAUAUAUACCAACAACUUCGUUGGUGUUGUCUACAGGAACACGAGCAGUUAGCUCGUUCUGGAACAAGUUGUUUAGAGACACUAAUUCUGUCUAACGGUAAACGAUUUAGUGACAAAAUUUGGGAGUCAACUGUGAAUUUAAUUGUCGAUCUCUUUAAAUCCACUGUACCGCAUCAAUUAUUAACAUGGCGCCCGGAACAAAUGCCACUUGAAAUCAGUGAUCAAAGUAUUACUUCAAAUGCCAGUGGAACACGUCGAUUGGCUGCUGCCUCGUAUCCAGCCUUUCAAGCUGCUUUACAAGUAGCUACGUCGACAACAAAUCAACCUCCAGUUACUGCAUCAUCUUUUCUUACAGUAGAUAACAGUAUUGCGGGAAGUAAACUGUCAAUAGAUAUUACCAGUCAUGGAUCUAGUUCAAACAAGAGCCUAAGUAAAGAUGAUCUUCGUAUUUCACAUUCCUCUGAUAAUCCUCUCAGCGUAUUGGAGGAUGAGGAAAUUUCUGGUCAAUAUAAUUUUGAAAGAAAAUUGGAUAAUAUGACUCCAUUAGUUGGAGCUAGUCCGUUGCCAUCAGAUUCUCGAGGUAUGUACCCACAUCUAUCGCCACAACAUCGUCUCAUUCUGGCAAAAUGUCUACUUGGAUCACACGCAUUCGCUAAACAAUUCAACUCACAUGAUGAACAGAGAAAUAUUCUAUUUCAAGCUGGUUAG